AUGUUCCACGUGGGCACAGGCUCCAUUGCUUCCAAUUUCAAGGAGAAGGAGCUCUCAAGCUCGCUGAAGAAGGACCGCCAACUCAUCCUCUCUUUCUCUUUCUCCCUUCCCCACACUUUGCAGCUUUUCCUGGAUGACGCCAAGGUCAAGAACUUCAUCACCUGCUUCAAAGAUAAGCAGUUCCUGGCCUUCUUCUUCAAGCAACUCAGGGUUAACCAGAGCGGGCGCUACGAGGACACCUUCCCCUACCUCUCCCCCUGCGGCCGGGAGCACAACUACGUCCGCUGCGACGACCGGCCCGUCGUCUUCACCCACCUCUUGCAGGGCGCCUCCGGCGAGGAGCUUCUGUCCUACUGCGGCGGGGCAGACAGACUGACUACGCCCUUCCAGCCCGAGAGGCUGCUGAUGCUCCCGGAGAACGGACGCGUCUACCACCCUGGCCCCGAAAAGGCGGGCGGCGUGGGGCUGGUGAAGUCCUCCUUGGCCUUUGAGCUGAGCCCCCACUUUGAGUACGAGCGGGGGCCCCGCCAGCCCCCCACCCAUUUCCACUGGCGAGACAAGCACCACGCCCUCACCAACGAACUGCUGCCGUUCAUCCGAGGCCAGGACAAGGGGGCCUAGAGGUGGAUCUUGCACGGCUCCCAGCUGACUACCUGCUGCCUCAGUCGCGCGGAAACCGCGGUCACCCACCUGUGUGGCCCCCAAAGCAGUGAGAGGACCGUGCAUCCCAUAAUUCCAGGUUUAUCCAAGCAGCCAGCGGGACGCUUUCGCUCCAAGGUAGCUGUCUGACAGUCUGUUAGGAUGAGGCGAUUCUGAGUCCUACGGGAUCCACUCAAAUAUUUGUGGGAUUCUAUGUGAGGCUUGGUGGACCUUCAGCCAGUGGAAACCACAAAGCCCAUUCACAGUUGAGAACCGAUGGAGCCAGGCCGUGGGGCACUGCUGAGCAGCAGCGUAGGCAGGGCACACACCCCCUGGCCUUAAUCACUUGCAAGAGCGCUGGGGUAUCUACCGACAUGCACGCUGUCCCUUGGGACUCUCUCUUCCUUGGGCUGUCAUGAUUUAUUGGUUUGUUUGUUUAGGAAAUCUGCCCUGAAGUUCGGGUAAAAUACAGUUGCAAUAAACCAGUCAAGGUAAGACCGUAAAA
This is a messenger RNA of Heteronotia binoei (common prickly gecko), 1144 nucleotides long. Its product is annotated as UPF0598 protein CG30010-like. The record is from RefSeq and is a predicted model, not a curated record. Bases 1 to 621 code for a protein of 206 amino acids. The transcript is spliced from 3 exons. NCBI's taxonomy places the organism in Eukaryota, Metazoa, Chordata, Lepidosauria, Squamata, Gekkonidae.